This is a messenger RNA of Neolamprologus brichardi, 1824 nucleotides long. It is a transcript of the gene cyb561, whose product is annotated as cytochrome b561. NCBI's taxonomy places the organism in Eukaryota, Metazoa, Chordata, Actinopteri, Cichliformes, Cichlidae. The record is from RefSeq and is a predicted model, not a curated record. Gene Ontology annotation, cellular component: lysosomal membrane. Gene Ontology annotation, molecular function: oxidoreductase activity.
CAAACACACACACCCACACACAGGCGCACUUCAGCCCGGUGGCAGGCAGGGAGGAGGAGGAAGGCGGAUCUGUAAAGUCCACUCUGCAGGACUUCCUCGCUACAGCCGAGCAGACCCUGCAGCGCAAUCAUGGAGGACUCUGCCCCCCGUCGUAGUCGCGCUGCGUUUGCGGGGCUGGUGGGAGUGUCCCAGGUGCUGGGUUUGGCAUCGGUGGUGCUAACCGGUGUGUGGAUGGGUCACUUCCGUGGAGGUUUUGCCUGGAAUGGCUCAAAGCAGGAGUUUAACGUCCACCCUCUGUGCAUGGUGCUGGGCCUGGUCUUUCUGCAUGGAGACGCCAUCCUGGUCUACAGAGUGUUUCACAAUGAGCCGAAGAAGAACGUAAAGCUGCUUCACGGCAUUAUUCACCUGCUCGCUCUCAUCAUGAGUAUUGUAGGUUUUGUGGCUGUGUUUGACUUCCACCGGGCAGCCAAGAUUCCUGACAUGUACUCUCUACACAGCUGGUGCGGUAUGACUACCCUGAUCCUGUUCUGCUUACAGUGGGUGAUGGGUUUGAUGUUCUUCCUGUUUCCUGUUGCGUCGGCAUGGUUACGAGCCUCAUACUUGCCUGUCCACGUGUUCUGUGGCCUGGCUCUGCUGGUAAUGUCCGUAGGGACCAGCCUGCUGGGCAUCACGGAGACGCUCCUCUUCAACAUCAUGCCGACCUACUCUAAGUUCACCCCAGAGGGAGUGCUGGCCAACGUCUUGGGUAUCCUGUUGGUGUGCUUUGGAUUGGUGCUGGGACACCUGAUGACGAGGGAGGAGUACAGACGCCCACCAAACCCAGAGGAAGAAGCUCUGUCCGUCCAUUUCAAGACACUGACUGACGGGGGAUCACCAACCACGCCUUAAUCUCACUCUGAAGCCUGACGCCUCUCUGUGAUCUACAUCUACAGAGCCAACAGACUACCUGUGCUACCAGUCUCUGUUAGUACCUGCAUACCUGUCAGAAAAUGAGUUCAGCUUUAGGUUCAGUGAAGUAAGAACAGAAAUCUUUAAUAACUGUCUUUCUCAUGUUAUUAAACCAACCAGCUCUGUCAGCUUUGUCAUGAAAAACAUUUAUACAUAGUUACAAAUGUACUGUUUCACUACACAUUGUGAUAUGGAGCGUCAUGUUUGUGUAGUUGAAGGGCGCAGUUUAUAUUUUAUUGUUUCCUGUUGUGCAGUGUUGAUGGUUAGGUUGUGAUUCUCGUUUUGCUUAAAUGUGUCUUCACUUCACUUGUGUUUUAUCAUUGUGUCUUAACUAUAUUGAAGAUGUAGCAUCAGCCGACCCGAGUAGGUGCAGUGUUCUCCUCUCCCGUCUUUUCCUCCACAGCUCUGCUCUGUGUGUCGGCUUUGUGAGGACACUUAUUGACAUUAAUGCACUCCCAGCGUCUCACCCCCAAUUUUAACCAUAUUAACUACAGUAAAUCUCACACCUAACAUAACCCUAAAACCAGGUCUUAACCCUCAGACAGACAGCGGUGUGAGAAGAUUCAAGUUGUACCUUCCACAAAAGUAUUAUUUGUUUCUGUUUUUUGGUUUCCUGUGAGAAAUAACUAAAGUCAUGAUGUGCGGAUGGGUGGUUCACGUAAUAUUUGGAAAGCUGGAAUUCAGAAUCUGUCCGUUUCAAUAUCAAGUAUUUCUCCUGACUUUUUUAUCCUGAUCAAUAAGAUGGCACCACCACAACCACCAUCACCUUUUCUGUCCUCUUACCAGUCACAGCAGAUGGCUGCCAUGGGCGUUAUUUGGUGAUUGCGCUGAUGCUAUCCUUUUUAGUAAAUCUGGCACCUUAUCAGUGGAAUUAAA